AAUACCAAUAAAUGAAUAAAGAAACGCUAAAAAAUGGACAAUUCUUUGAAUGAUCGCAACGAAUUCACUUGAAACGGAUCGAAAAUUUUGUUUUCGAGAAACAAUCGUAUUUCGAAAAUUUGAAUCGAUUCUUCGAAAAUGGAAAACGCGGAGGAACAAUCUCCUUUAUUGGAGAGGAAAAUAAGCACGUCGACGAAAAUCGCUUAUGCCUUGGGACAUAUUUUCAAUGACCUCGCUGCAGCCAUGUGGUUCUCCUACACCCUGAUUUAUUUUCAAAGGGUGGCCUUGUUGGAGCCGAUCGUUGCUGGUGCUCUUCUACUUUUGGGUCAGAUCAUCGACGCCUUCAUGACUCCUGUCUUCGGCGUAUUGGUCGAUCGAUACCUGAAGAAAAAGAUCUGGCAUAUUAUCGGAUCUGUGAUGGUCACGCUAUCGUUCCCAGUGAUCUUUGGUGGGUUUAACAAAUCGUCACACGUAAGUAUCAUGCUUCUUUACGUGGCCAGCAUCGCCGUAUUUCAAACCGGAUGGGCAGCUGUGCAGAUAUCGCAUUUGUCCAUGAUCCCUGCGUUAACGAAUUCGUUGCUGGCACGGGCAGACUUAACUGCGAUAAGGUAUUCCGCCCAAGUUGGAUCAGCCGUUGCAGUAUUCAUCGUUACGUGGAUAGUUCUACCCACGGAUGAAGAGGCAAUGGGACGAUUGGUCGAGGAGGACAGUUAUAAAUUUAGAAAUAUCGUUUUGACUUUAACGUCCAUUGGUUUGAUGGCCACCAUACUCUUCCACGUGUUUCUAAAAGAAAAUUUAUUAGAGGAUUACGAAUCGCACAAAGGGAAUAUCGAAGAGGCUAAAAGAUUGUUCGAUAGCUCUCAAAGUGGUCGAACCUCUUUGGUCGGCACGACAAUUUUACUUAGAGUGGCUAUGUUGUACGUAGCCAGCAGACUUUUCAUUACGUUGGCCACGGUGUAUUUGCCGUUGUACAUAGAAGAAACGGAUAUCGAUGGAAAAGAGGCCCUCGCCACUGUUCCAUUGGUCUCCUACGUAUCUUCCUUUGUUGCCGCUUUGUUACUAAAGUACAUAAACAAAUCGUGCGGAACAAAGGUAUGUUACUUUUUGGGCACGUUAAUUGGCGUAAUUUCUGCUGCGGUCACGGAAUACGGAGGGACUUCGAAGACAAUUUUAUACAUCGUGGCGAUUUUAAUCGGAAGUGCAAGCUCGAUCACAAUGGUCACAGCGUUGAGCGUGACGGCGGAGAUAAUUGGUCCGCGAACAGAGCGAAGCGCCAGUUAUUCGAUCGUAACAUUUUUUGACAAAGUUGUUACGGGACUCGUUGUCAUCUUUAUCGAGAAAUUGAGAUGCACGCAACCAACGUACUGUCCAAAUUAUAACAGAGAUACUUUGGCCCUUGUGUGCGUUCUUUCCAUGCUUCUCGGACUUGUCACACUAUUUUCAGUUUCGCGAUGUUUAAAUUAAGAAUAAGUACAAGAAUUUUUCUAUAACAAGAAAAAAAAAAAAAAGAAAAAGAAUCAUUGAAUGCACCUUUACAUCCUCGUAUAUAUUUCAUCUUGUAACCAAGGAUCAUUUCAUACUUUCGUACUUUUCCAUUUUUACACGAAGAAUAUUUACAUACGAGUAAACUUUUACAAUAAAAUAAUAAUUAUUAAACAA
Apis florea (little honeybee) is the source of this 1659-nucleotide messenger RNA. RefSeq names its product major facilitator superfamily domain-containing protein 12. NCBI's taxonomy places the organism in Eukaryota, Metazoa, Arthropoda, Insecta, Hymenoptera, Apidae. The record is from RefSeq and is a predicted model, not a curated record. Gene Ontology annotation, biological process: carbohydrate transport. Gene Ontology annotation, cellular component: plasma membrane. Gene Ontology annotation, molecular function: symporter activity.